Molecule: messenger RNA, 4677 nt
Organism: Plasmodium falciparum 3D7
Lineage: Eukaryota; Apicomplexa; Aconoidasida; Haemosporida; Plasmodiidae
Gene: LSA3
Product: liver stage antigen 3
Cellular component (GO): cytoplasm; plasma membrane
Source: RefSeq, a predicted model, not a curated record
AUGACAAAUAGUAAUUACAAAUCAAAUAAUAAAACAUAUAAUGAAAAUAAUAAUGAACAAAUAACUACCAUAUUUAAUAGAACAAAUAUGAAUCCGAUAAAAAAAUGUCAUAUGAGAGAAAAAAUAAAUAAGUACUUUUUUUUGAUCAAAAUUUUGACAUGCACCAUUUUAAUAUGGGCUGUACAAUAUGCUAAUAACUCUGAUAUAAACAAGAGUUGGAAAAAAAAUACGUAUGUAGAUAAGAAAUUGAAUAAACUAUUUAACAGAAGUUUAGGAGAAUCUCAAGUAAAUGGUGAAUUAGCUAGUGAAGAAGUAAAGGAAAAAAUUCUUGACUUAUUAGAAGAAGGAAAUACAUUAACUGAAAGUGUAGAUGAUAAUAAAAAUUUAGAAGAAGCCGAAGAUAUAAAGGAAAAUAUCUUAUUAAGUAAUAUAGAAGAACCAAAAGAAAAUAUUAUUGACAAUUUAUUAAAUAAUAUUGGACAAAAUUCAGAAAAACAAGAAAGUGUAUCAGAAAAUGUACAAGUCAGUGAUGAACUUUUUAAUGAAUUAUUAAAUAGUGUAGAUGUUAAUGGAGAAGUAAAAGAAAAUAUUUUGGAGGAAAGUCAAGUUAAUGACGAUAUUUUUAAUAGUUUAGUAAAAAGUGUUCAACAAGAACAACAACACAAUGUUGAAGAAAAAGUUGAAGAAAGUGUAGAAGAAAAUGACGAAGAAAGUGUAGAAGAAAAUGUAGAAGAAAAUGUAGAAGAAAAUGACGACGAAAGUGUAGCCUCAAGUGUUGAAGAAAGUAUAGCUUCAAGUGUUGAUGAAAGUAUAGAUUCAAGUAUUGAAGAAAAUGUAGCUCCAACUGUUGAAGAAAUCGUAGCUCCAACUGUUGAAGAAAUUGUAGCUCCAAGUGUUGUAGAAAGUGUGGCUCCAAGUGUUGAAGAAAGUGUAGAAGAAAAUGUUGAAGAAAGUGUAGCUGAAAAUGUUGAAGAAAGUGUAGCUGAAAAUGUUGAAGAAAGUGUAGCUGAAAAUGUUGAAGAAAGUGUAGCUGAAAAUGUUGAAGAAAGUGUAGCUGAAAAUGUUGAAGAAAGUGUAGCUGAAAAUGUUGAAGAAAUCGUAGCUCCAACUGUUGAAGAAAGUGUAGCUCCAACUGUUGAAGAAAUUGUAGCUCCAAGUGUUGAAGAAAGUGUAGCUCCAAGUGUUGAAGAAAUUGUAGUUCCAACUGUUGAAGAAAGUGUAGCUGAAAAUGUUGAAGAAAUCGUAGCUCCAAGUGUUGAAGAAAUCGUAGCUCCAAGUGUUGAAGAAAUCGUAGCUCCAACUGUUGAAGAAAGUGUAGCUCCAACUGUUGAAGAAAUUGUAGCUCCAAGUGUUGAAGAAAGUGUAGCUCCAAGUGUUGAAGAAAUUGUAGUUCCAACUGUUGAAGAAAGUGUAGCUGAAAAUGUUGAAGAAAGUGUAGCUGAAAAUGUUGAAGAAAUCGUAGCUCCAAGUGUUGAAGAAAUCGUAGCUCCAAGUGUUGAAGAAAUCGUAGCUCCAAGUGUUGAAGAAAUCGUAGCUCCAAGUGUUGAAGAAAUCGUAGCUCCAAGUGUUGAAGAAAUCGUAGCUCCAAGUGUUGAAGAAAUCGUAGCUCCAAGUGUUGAAGAAAUCGUAGCUCCAAGUGUUGAAGAAAUCGUAGCUCCAACAGUUGAAGAAAUCGUAGCUCCAACAGUUGAAGAAAUUGUAGCUCCAAGUGUUGAAGAAAUCGUAGCUCCAACUGUUGAAGAAAGUGUUGCUGAAAACGUUGCAACAAAUUUAUCAGACAAUCUUUUAAGUAAUUUAUUAGGUGGUAUCGAAACUGAGGAAAUAAAGGACAGUAUAUUAAAUGAGAUAGAAGAAGUAAAAGAAAAUGUAGUCACCACAAUACUAGAAAACGUAGAAGAAACUACAGCUGAAAGUGUAACUACUUUUAGUAACAUAUUAGAGGAGAUACAAGAAAAUACUAUUACUAAUGAUACUAUAGAGGAAAAAUUAGAAGAACUCCACGAAAAUGUAUUAAGUGCCGCUUUAGAAAAUACCCAAAGUGAAGAGGAAAAGAAAGAAGUAAUAGAUGUAAUUGAAGAAGUAAAAGAAGAGGUCGCUACCACUUUAAUAGAAACUGUGGAACAGGCAGAAGAAGAGAGCGCAAGUACAAUUACGGAAAUAUUUGAAAAUUUAGAAGAAAAUGCAGUAGAAAGUAAUGAAAAUGUUGCAGAGAAUUUAGAGAAAUUAAACGAAACUGUAUUUAAUACUGUAUUAGAUAAAGUAGAGGAAACAGUAGAAAUUAGCGGAGAAAGUUUAGAAAACAAUGAAAUGGAUAAAGCAUUUUUUAGUGAAAUAUUUGAUAAUGUAAAAGGAAUACAAGAAAAUUUAUUAACAGGUAUGUUUCGAAGUAUAGAAACCAGUAUAGUAAUCCAAUCAGAAGAAAAGGUUGAUUUGAAUGAAAAUGUGGUUAGUUCGAUUUUAGAUAAUAUAGAAAAUAUGAAAGAAGGUUUAUUAAAUAAAUUAGAAAAUAUUUCAAGUACUGAAGGUGUUCAAGAAACUGUAACUGAACAUGUAGAACAAAAUGUAUAUGUGGAUGUUGAUGUUCCUGCUAUGAAAGAUCAAUUUUUAGGAAUAUUAAAUGAGGCAGGAGGGUUGAAAGAAAUGUUUUUUAAUUUGGAAGAUGUAUUUAAAAGUGAAAGUGAUGUAAUUACUGUAGAAGAAAUUAAGGAUGAACCGGUUCAAAAAGAGGUAGAAAAAGAAACUGUUAGUAUUAUUGAAGAAAUGGAAGAAAAUAUUGUAGAUGUAUUAGAGGAAGAAAAAGAAGAUUUAACAGACAAGAUGAUAGAUGCAGUAGAAGAAUCCAUAGAAAUAUCUUCAGAUUCUAAAGAAGAAACUGAAUCUAUUAAAGAUAAAGAAAAAGAUGUUUCACUAGUUGUUGAAGAAGUUCAAGACAAUGAUAUGGAUGAAAGUGUUGAGAAAGUUUUAGAAUUGAAAAAUAUGGAAGAGGAGUUAAUGAAGGAUGCUGUUGAAAUAAAUGACAUUACUAGCAAACUUAUUGAAGAAACUCAAGAGUUAAAUGAAGUAGAAGCAGAUUUAAUAAAAGAUAUGGAAAAAUUAAAAGAAUUAGAGAAAGCAUUAUCAGAAGAUUCUAAAGAAAUAAUAGAUGCAAAAGAUGAUACAUUAGAAAAAGUUAUUGAAGAGGAACAUGAUAUAACGACGACGUUGGAUGAAGUUGUAGAAUUAAAAGAUGUCGAAGAAGACAAGAUCGAAAAAGUAUCUGAUUUAAAAGAUCUUGAAGAAGAUAUAUUAAAAGAAGUAAAAGAAAUCAAAGAACUUGAAAGUGAAAUUUUAGAAGAUUAUAAAGAAUUAAAAACUAUUGAAACAGAUAUUUUAGAAGAGAAAAAAGAAAUAGAAAAAGAUCAUUUUGAAAAAUUCGAAGAAGAAGCUGAAGAAAUAAAAGAUCUUGAAGCAGAUAUAUUAAAAGAAGUAUCUUCAUUAGAAGUUGAAGAAGAAAAAAAAUUAGAAGAAGUACACGAAUUAAAAGAAGAGGUAGAACAUAUAAUAAGUGGUGAUGCGCAUAUAAAAGGUUUGGAAGAAGAUGAUUUAGAAGAAGUAGAUGAUUUAAAAGGAAGUAUAUUAGACAUGUUAAAGGGAGAUAUGGAAUUAGGGGAUAUGGAUAAGGAAAGUUUAGAAGAUGUAACAGCAAAACUUGGAGAAAGAGUUGAAUCCUUAAAAGAUGUUUUAUCUAGUGCAUUAGGCAUGGAUGAAGAACAAAUGAAAACAAGAAAAAAAGCUCAAAGACCUAAAUUGGAAGAAGUAUUAUUAAAAGAAGAGGUUAAAGAAGAACCAAAGAAAAAAAUAACAAAAAAGAAAGUAAGGUUUGAUAUUAAGGAUAAGGAACCAAAAGAUGAAAUAGUAGAAGUUGAAAUGAAAGAUGAAGAUAUAGAUGAAGAUAUAGAAGAAGAUGUAGAAGAAGAUAUAGAAGAAGAUAAAGUUGAAGAUAUAGAUGAAGAUAUAGAUGAAGAUAUAGAUGAAGAUAUAGGUGAAGACAAAGAUGAAGUUAUAGAUUUAAUAGUCCAAAAAGAGAAACGCAUUGAAAAGGUUAAAGAGAAAAAGAAAAAAUUAGAAAAAAAAGUUGAAGAAGGUGUUAGUGGUCUUAAAAAACACGUAGACGAAGUAAUGAAAUAUGUUCAAAAAAUUGAUAAAGAAGUUGAUAAAGAAGUAUCUAAAGCUUUAGAAUCAAAAAAUGAUGUUACUAAUGUUUUAAAACAAAAUCAAGAUUUUUUUAGUAAAGUUAAAAACUUCGUAAAAAAAUAUAAAGUAUUUGCUGCACCAUUCAUAUCUGCCGUUGCAGCAUUUGCAUCAUAUGUAGUUGGGUUCUUUACAUUUUCUUUAUUUUCAUCAUGUGUAACAAUAGCUUCUUCAACUUACUUAUUAUCAAAAGUUGACAAAACUAUAAAUAAAAAUAAGGAGAGACCGUUUUAUUCAUUUGUAUUUGAUAUCUUUAAGAAUUUAAAACAUUAUUUACAACAAAUGAAAGAAAAAUUUAGUAAAGAAAAAAAUAAUAAUGUAAUAGAAGUAACAAACAAAGCUGAGAAAAAAGGUAAUGUACAGGUAACAAAUAAAACCGAGAAAACAACUAAAGUUGAUAAAAAUAAUAAAGUACCGAAAAAAAGUAGAACGCAAAAAUCAAAAUAA